Epinephelus moara (kelp grouper) is the source of this 1965-nucleotide messenger RNA. It is a transcript of the gene crhr1, whose product is annotated as corticotropin releasing hormone receptor 1. NCBI's taxonomy places the organism in Eukaryota, Metazoa, Chordata, Actinopteri, Perciformes, Serranidae. Bases 250 to 1539 code for a protein of 429 amino acids. The record is from RefSeq and is a predicted model, not a curated record. Gene Ontology annotation, biological process: cell surface receptor signaling pathway; adenylate cyclase-activating G protein-coupled receptor signaling pathway. Gene Ontology annotation, cellular component: plasma membrane; neuron projection. Gene Ontology annotation, molecular function: corticotropin-releasing hormone binding; corticotropin-releasing hormone receptor activity; corticotrophin-releasing factor receptor activity. The transcript is spliced from 14 exons.
CAGUGUUCCCGGUGAGGUCUCGCAGUGACUGUGUCCCGUCGGACUGAGGACAGAUCUGGAUAGACCCGGACCUGUGUCUCUGUAUCCCGGGCUGUGUCGUGGUCCGGCUCGGCUCUGUCUCUCUGUCCCGGGUCGGACCGACAUGACGCGGGAGUUAAACCGGACCGGAGCGCGUGGGACGAGGCUGUGAACGAGAGGACAGCCGCGUGCACGGCACGCGUGUCCGUGAAGAUUCAAUGAAACAUAAAGAUGGAAAACCUACUGAGUCAGGUAAUAUGUGCGUGUGUGCUGCUCAGCGGACACGUUGGUCCAGCGGAGUUAACCUGCGAAACACUGAUCCUGCUGUCGACCAACCUGACAGCGAGAGCGUUGGCGUUUCUGAACCAGACGUUCACCGUCAGUAACAUCUCAGGUGUUUACUGUGACCUGUCUGUGGACGGUAUAGGAACCUGUUGGCCUCGCAGUGCAGCUGGAGAGCUGAUCUCCAGACCCUGUCCUGAACAGUUCAACGGCAUCCACUACAAUACCACCAACCGAGUGUACAGAGAGUGUCAGUCUAAUGGCAGCUGGGCUCCUCGAGGAAACUACAGUCAGUGCACCGAGAUCAUCAUCCUGAGGAAGACGAAGGUCCAUUAUCAGGUCGCUGUGAUCAUUAAUUAUCUGGGUCACUGUAUCUCUCUGGGAGCUCUGCUGCUGGCCUUCACUCUAUUCAUGAGACUCAGGAGUAUCCGCUGCCUGAGGAACAUCAUCCACUGGAACCUGAUCUCUGCGUUCAUCCUGAGGAACGCCACCUGGUUCAUCGUCCAGCUGACCAUGAACCCUGCUGUCACCGAGAGCAACCAGGUGUGGUGCAGGUUGGUGACAGCAGGUUAUAAUUAUUUCCAUGUGACGAACUUCUUCUGGAUGUUUGGUGAAGGGUGUUACCUGCAUACCGCCGUCGUCCUCACCUACUCCACCGACAAGCUCAGGAAGUGGAUGUUCAUCUGCAUCGGCUGGGGUAUUCCAUUUCCCAUCAUCGUGGCGUGGGCUUUCGGGAAACUUUACUACGACAACGAGAAGUGCUGGUUUGGAAAGAAGGCGGGUGUUUAUACAGACUACAUCUACCAAGGUCCCAUGAUCCUCGUCCUACUGAUCAACUUUGUUUUCCUGUUCAACAUUGUCCGGAUCCUCAUGACCAAACUGAGGGCAUCGACCACCUCAGAGACCAUCCAGUACAGGAAGGCAGUGAAGGCUACUCUAGUGCUGCUGCCUCUGUUAGGAAUCACCUACAUGCUGUUCUUUGUGAAUCCUGGAGGAGAAGAUGAGGUCGCUCAGAUCGUCUUCAUCUACUUCAACUCCAUCCUGGAGUCCUUCCAGGGUUUCUUUGUCUCUGUUUUCUACUGUUUUCUCAACAGUGAGGUGCGCUCUGCGGUCAGGAAGCGUUGGAUUCGUUGGCAGGACCGUCACUCCUUCCGGAGCCGGACAGUGCGCGCCACGUCACUGCCCACCUCACCAAGCAGAGUAUCCUUCCACAGCAUCAAACAGUCCUCCAACCUCUGACCUCUGACAGCGUUGAACUCACUCAACCUGUUAUGUCACUCCACUAUCAGGUCACAACAGCCAAUCACAGUGCAGGACAGUUUGUGGAGCCAAUCAGACUGUCUUGACUCUGGCCCCGCCUCUCUUCAUGUGUUGACCAAUCAGCUACUUCCACUGGAUGAUGGACUGGUUUCAGGCACCUGUCUAUUAUUAAUAAUAUUUAUGUAUUUAUUUAUUUAUUUUUUAUUUAUUGAUCAGUGAACUGUAACUGUCUGUUAAUAUGAUCACCAGCUUCCUCCUGUUUAACAGAGCUAACAACAAACACACACACAAUCGUUCGCUUGCUGGUUGCUCGGUAACCGUCUGACCCACAGACUGUAAAUAAAGAUAGAUGACGUGUCUCCGCCUCCUCCUUCAGCUAAAAUAUCCAGAUACAGUCGAUGUCGA